Messenger RNA from Brienomyrus brachyistius, 1295 nucleotides. RefSeq names its product cilia- and flagella-associated protein 251-like. The coding region runs from base 58 to 1140 and encodes 360 amino acids. NCBI's taxonomy places the organism in Eukaryota, Metazoa, Chordata, Actinopteri, Osteoglossiformes, Mormyridae. The transcript is spliced from 2 exons. The record is from RefSeq and is a predicted model, not a curated record.
UGUAGGCACCAGUACCACUUCAAAACAAACUAGACAUUGACGGUGACGCAUCUCAAGAUGAAGUGGUGUUUCCUUAACUGUAUUAGGCCGCCAGCGGUACUAAACGACGCUGGGGAAGGUACAGAAACAGAGGAGGAAAGAAAAGGGAAGGACAAAGGAGGAAAGAAAAAUAAAUCCUGGCUGAAGAAGUAUUUUGCAAAAAAACGGAAAGGAAGAAAGGCAAUGGAGGAGAGACAGGCAGUGGUGGUGGAGGAGGAGGAGAGCCAGGCAGUGGUGGUGGAGGAGGAGGAGAGCCAGGCAGUGGUGGUGGAGGAGGAGGAGAGCCAGGCAGUGGUGGUGGUGGUGGUGGAGGAAAGCCAGGCAGUGAUGGUGGAGGAGGAGGAGAGCCAGGCAGUGGUGGUGGUGGUGGAGGAGAGCCAGGCAGUGGUGGUGGUGGUGGAGGAGGAGAGCCAGGCAGUGGUGGUGGUGGUGGAGGAGGAGAGCCAGGCAGUGGUGGUGGAGGAGGAGGAGAGCCAGGCAGUGGUGGUGGAGGAGGAGGAGAGCCAGGUGUUGGAGGAAGAGAGCCAGGCAAUGGCGGAGGAGUGCAAGGCAAUAGAGGAGGAGUGCAAGGGAUUGGUGGAGGAGUUCAAUGGAUUGUUGGAGGAGUGCAGGGCAAUGAUGGAGAAGAGAAAGGCAAUGAUGGAGGAGGAGAGCAAGGCAAUGAUGGAGGAGGAGAGAAAGGCAAUGAUGGAGGAGUACAAGGCGAUGGAGGAGGGGUACAAGGCAAUGGAGGAGAAGUACAAGGGAUUGGUGGAGGAGAAGUACAAGGGAUUGGUGGAGGAGAGCAAGGCAAUGGAGGAGGAGGAGAGAAAGGCAAUGGCGGCGGAGAGCCAGGCAAUGGCGGAGAAGUGUAAGGCAAUGGCAGAGGAGAGCCAGGCAAUGGCGGAGGAGUGCAAGGCAAUGGCGGAGGAGUGCAAGGGAUUGUUGGAGGAGAGCAAGGCAAUGGAGGAGGAGGAGAGCAAGGCUUUGACUUUGACAAUGGAGGAGGAGUGCAAGGGAUUGGAGGAGGAGUACAAGGCAAGGAAGAAAAUGAUGCAAGAUGAGGAAGCCAGUAAUGGACGAGACAGUCAAUAUGUUCUAUGUUCAAUCAGUACUACUUAACUAUGUAUAUACUUGUAAAUAAAGCAUUUAAAACGAAGAAGAGACAGGUGUUUUCAAUUGAAUGUGAGUAGGUGAUGUUAAAUGUCAGGAAUAUUCCAAAUGUCUAUUACGCGUUGCCGAUAGGGGCCAUAUGGUUUGGGUGAUAAGGGUUGCCU